AUGUGUUAAAUGAUUUAUUGAUGUUUCCUGCUCAACUUCAGUACAACAGCUACAGUUCAGCUUAGCAAGCGAAAUUCCAAUAUAAAUACUUGCUUGCCGCUUGCCUUUGCCUUCAUCAUCACUCUCCUCUUCUUAUUCAGGCAGAGCAAAUAAAAAUGGAGAUGAUCCUGGAGGCAUCUGCGAACCCUUUCGUUAAAAUGCUCACAAGUAAGGCGAGGGAGAAGGUGGUCAGGGUUUGGGGCGUCGGGGAUGACCUCGAAAAACUGAAGCAGCGAAGGGCAAGAAUCCAACAAUUCCUAGAGGAGGCGGAGCGGCAACAACAUGAAGAUAAAGCCAUCAAAGAAUGGGUAAGGGAGCUCAAAGACAUCGAUUAUGAUGCUGAAGACAUGCUUGAUGCCUGCAUAACUGAAGGCACUGCUCUUUCGCUAGCUGACCAACCAUCCUCAUCCAAAAAAUUAACGGUAUGCUUUGACUUCUCCCUCUUAUACUCUUGCUUUGCAAGUGUUCCGCGUCGAUAUGAGAUUGCAGAAAGCAUUAAAGUUCUUAAUGAUAAACUGGACGAGAUCUGCAAAGAUAAUUUCGUAUUCAUGCCGGUGAAGAGCAAAGAACCACCAAAGCACCAAACGAAGGUGAACACCGACCAAACUGCCCCUUUGGUAGAUAUUGAUGUGCUGGGACCUGAGAUUGAAGAAGCCACAAAAGAGUUGGUGACGUUGAUAUUUGCAGAACGCGAGAUGAAAUGUCGCAUCAUUGCACUUACUGGGAUGGGAGGGAUAGGGAAAACCACACUUGCUCAAAAAAUAUACAACAAUAAGAUGAUACAAACUAAGUUCCAACAUAAAGUGUGGAUGUCUAUUUCACAGAAUUAUGAUGAGAUAAAAUUGUUGCAGCACUUGAUUAAAAAUGGGGCUGAAGGUAAUCAUGGUGAUAUUAGAAAUAAAACGGAGCCCCUGCCAGAAAAUAAAACCGAGCUCCUGCCAUUACUCCAGUCCGCUUAUCUUGGGAAGAGCCUUUUUCUUGUUUUGGAUGGUGUUUGGAGGGCAGAUGUUUGGGUCGAUCUGUUUAGAAAUUCAUUACAGAGCGGUGAUGCUUUUGUUAAGAUCUUAGUCACAACUAGAGAUGAAAAGAUUGCGAGGCAGAUGGGGGCGGCACACAUACACCGAGUCAAACAACUUUCAGAUCAAACUGGUUGGGAAAUACUAUGCAAAAAGGCUUUUUUGGAUGGAGGGGAGGAGAUUGAAAAGUUGGAAGGUUUAGGAUUUCAAAUUGUUAAGAAAUGUUCUGGCCUCCCUUUAGCUAUAAAGGUCAUUGCUGGCCUUCUAGCUGCGAAUAAAGACAAAAGUAGAACAGCAUGGGAAAAAGUUCUUAACAAUGAUGUGUGGUCAAACCUUCCUGAACCACUGCACCGUGCGCUGUACCUCAGUUAUGAUAACCUUCCAUCUCAUCUCAAACAGUGCUUCCUUUACUGCUCCUUGUUUCCUGAGGAUGCACUGCUUGAUCGUGAUGAUCUGAUUAAUUUAUGGGUUGCCGAAGGCUUUAUAAGAGAGGAAACCGUUUCAUUAGAAGAUGAAGCAGAAGAAUAUUUCAACGAAUUGAUUGAUAGAAACCUUCUGCUACCAGAUCAUUUACAUGACAAUUGUUGCAGGAUGCACAGACUAUUGAGAUCUAUGGCGAUGUUUCUCUCACAAGAUGAAAUCAUUUCUGGAACAGCAAUGACUGCAACCGCCAUCUCUUCAAGUAUGAAACUUCGAAGACUGUCAAUCGAAACUAGAGAAAAUUUAUCAGCCAUGAAAGAUUUGGUAUUGCAACAGAAAUGUUUGCGAACUCUGCUUACUUUCAAUGGCAUCAAUGUGUUGAAUGAUAAACUGUUGAUGGGAUUAACACACAUUCGUGUGCUGCGAAUUAACAAUGUGGAUAUCGAUAACAUUCCCAAGUCCAUUGGUAAGUUGAUACAUUUGCGAUAUCUUAAUCUGGAUGAUACAAAAAUCAGAAAGUUGCCUAAAUCCAUAGGAAGACUCGUCAACCUCCAGUUUCUAUACCUUCGGGGCUGCACUUUUUUGAUGAGGCUCCCUAAAUCCAUCACUACGCUGCACAAUCUACGCUAUCUUGAUGUUGAAGAAACUCCACUAAUCUCCAUACCAAAAGGCAUUUCAAAGCUAGAGAAGAUUAAUUACCUUAGUGGGUUUGUUGUGGCUGAUCAAAGAAAUCCAGAAGACUCUUGCAGCUUGGAGGAGCUGCUCAAAUCUCUUUACCAGCUGAGAACACUCAGCAUUUCGAGGAUGGAAAGGGCUCAACAAGGGGCUUUAAUUCUUCAAAAACUAACUCGCCUUAUUGACCUUAAAUUGUUCUACACAAAAGCGUCCGAUCGACUUCCUACAUCAAAAGAGGACAUCACACGCAUUGAAGAUUUCUUGGGCAAACUAUGUCCUCCCAAAUCUCUGGAAAGGCUCCUCAUAAAUAAUUUUUUUGGCACUCAAUACCCAAGCUGGAUGAAGUCUCCAUCUUUUGGAGACCAUCUUCGUUGUUUGACAGAACUGACUCUACAAGAUAAUUUUUCAUGCCAGCAACUUCCAUCCGCAGGUGAGUUGCCGCAAUUAACUCAUCUAUACAUAUAUAAUGCAAAUUCAGUGAAGAGCAUCGGAUCUGAGUUUCUUGGCGGUGACACCCAUACAACAACAAGAACAGCCUUCCCCAAUCUCCAAGAGCUUAGUAUAGGCUGCAUGGCUGAACUGGAAGAGUGGAGCUUCUACAAUGAGAUAGAAGGAUUCGAGCGCGGAAGGGGAAAGGCGCAGGCUUUUCCUCAUUUGAAAACUUUGAAUAUCCAUGGUUGUCCAAAGUUGAAAGCACUUCCAAAAGGCUUUGAACAAUGCAAAAUUUUGGUUUCCAUAGUAGACAAUCAAAGCAUUAAAGCAGUAGAAAAUCUCCCCAACGUAGAAGAAAUGGAAAUCUGUUUUAAUCAAAAUCUGGAGAUGGUGUCUAAUCUCCCUGCACUAAAACAGCUUGCUGUGGUGGAAUGCCCAUCACUGAACUGUGUGAAGAAACUAGAUUCCCUUCAGGAACUAGAGCUGACUGAUGACAAGAUGCAGGAAAUCCCAAACUGGCUGAAAAAGCUGCUUAAAAAACGAAAGCCCGCUAAUAAUGAUAAUUUCAUCUUAAAAAUCACUUGCAAUAGCACAACCAUUUCAAGGUUUGCGCAAGGUCUUGACUGGCCUAUAAUAGUUCAGAUCCCACGGUUCGUUGCAUAUAACGAAGAGCGAACCCAUGUUCUUUAUUACACGAAGAACCCUUGCACAUAUGUAUAUGACGUGUCAUAUGACGAGUAAGAACAAGCCCUUACUAAUAUUAGAACCAAAGGUAUUGAGGGCUUCAAAUAAAAUUUUCCCUUUUUAUAAGUGUGUAUGUUUUUCUGUUAACAUGUAACAUUUUUUUUUUCUUUUUAAUUGCUAUUGUUAUUCGUAUAUGAGUGCAAAAUGUAUGUUUUUAUUCAAUAAAGAUUAUAUAUGUUAUUUCUUUUUAGAAUACCCGAAUAAUUAAUCACAUAUAGGCACAUUUUAUUUUUCAAGUUAUAAACUUUGACUUCAAUACUUAAUCUUGCUACCAUCAUCUACUUACUUGAUACUUAGAUUGUAACAAUCUUCAAUAAUAUUUAAUGUGUAGAUCACAUACGCUAGUGUGACUAAUGUGUGAAUAAAUUCACCCAUGUUAGUGUAAUUUGAGCUUGCUGAAACUCUCAAAAGGACAAAUGAAGGGAAAAAUUAGACACAAGAAAAAAAUUAAUUUUUCCAUUGCAUAUCAAUAAUGUUGGCUACAAAAUUUUGAGCUCCGACCCCUCUUGAGAAAUGUCGAGAAAGUUUCUUGUAAAAUUCCGGGUAAAAUUUUUCGAGCACAUUAAAUUUUAGAUAAGACGACACCCGGAUAUUUCAUCGACAUUUUAGUAUUGAGAUUUCACAUAAGUGUCAGCUCUAUGGUUAAUUAUCUCUCUUGAUAGUAGAAGAGUACAUUCAAUUAAAGCUAGUCUUAAGGUGCAAAGUAUUUAAAUUUAAUACUUUGAAACAUUU
Messenger RNA from Phalaenopsis equestris, 4058 nucleotides. RefSeq names its product putative disease resistance protein RGA3. NCBI's taxonomy places the organism in Eukaryota, Viridiplantae, Streptophyta, Magnoliopsida, Asparagales, Orchidaceae. Bases 156 to 3323 code for a protein of 1055 amino acids. The record is from RefSeq and is a predicted model, not a curated record. Gene Ontology annotation, molecular function: protein binding; ADP binding. Gene Ontology annotation, biological process: defense response to other organism. The transcript has a single exon.